AUGGAUGUGGAAAGUGAGUUUUCCGUCCUGGAAUCUGGGGAAGUUAAUGGGGAAACUAGGACUAUUUCUGCCUCGGUAAACUUGGGUAAUGUUGAUGAAACCAAGAUACAUAACAACGAGUCCUGCGUGGUGCAAACUAAUGAUAAGAAUGAGUUUUUGGAUGGGAUGAAGGGAAAAAGAAUUGAAGUUAAUUCGCCUACCCUUGAGGUGACAUCACAAGUGCCUCCAUCCCCUGUGAUGAUAAAAGGGAAUGGGUUGAGGAAAUGGAGAAGGAUCAAGAGAGAUGCCAACAAGGGAGGGGAUAAUAUAGUUGAUACUGGCAAGAUGUUGACAGAGAGUUUGCCUAAUCCAGGUGCAAAUUCAAGCAAACGGAUGCAAUUUUCUGAGGAGAUGAAGCAAAAGAACAAGGGGUAUGUUUCAUCCACUAAUGCAGAGAGGAAUUUCAACGGUUUUGUUGUGCUUGGUGAUUCUGGAUUGGUGAUUGGACCUACCCUUUUUGCAAGAAUGGAUUCAGAAAACAGUGGGGAUCUGAGUAGCAAGUCAUCCACAGCGGUCAGUGCUCCAAACUCAAGGUAUGAGAUGUCCAAGGUUGCAGGAAUUCCGCAAGAUAAAAUCAGGACGAGGAGUCUGAGUGCGAAGAAUUUGAGUAACUCUGUGCAGCGUGAUCAGCAGAGAAAGGGUCACAUGGACACCAGUAAGAAGGCUAGAGAGGACCGGGCCAAAAUCGAGAAAGAAAACUCCCAUUCCAGCGUGGAAUCUGACUCGCGAAGCCCGAACUUUUCCUUCAUGAAAGGAACUUACUCUGCAAUAAGCAAUGGGAUGCAAAAUGGAAGUUCAGUUGAUUAUGAUGCAGAAAAUGGCGAUGAUCCAUCGUUGGAGGUUAAAGAAGAAAGAAGUGAGAACUCUGGCUCUGCAGCUGAUCACGAUUCUCUGGUUGAAUCUCUCUCUGCGCUUCAAUCUGCACGAGAAGCACUAAAAAGAGAGGUUAAAAAAUUUAGGGAAAUUGGAAAGGAAGAUUUUCAUGUUGAUGAUUCAAUUCAAGACUUACCUUCAGAGUAUACUUCCACCGAAGCAGCACUUGAGGACCUCUUUAAGCGAAGGAUUGAAGCUGAAGUUGAAUAUUUUAUAACAUCAAGAAUGAUCCAAAAGUCGAAGAUUGUAGUGGAUGUACAGAGUCUUUUAGAAAAACAGAAAACUCUGGCUUCUAAGCAAGCUCAGAUGCUGAACAGGCUUGAAGAUGCAGAAAACAAGGCCGCAACACUUAAUAAAGAAGCUGAGAAUUUGGAGAAUUAUUGUGAAGAUAUUGUUAGUGCUGUUGAGAACACGACACUGCAGAAGAGGGUGUGGAAGUACAUUGCAUGUUUCUUCUUGCAGUUGGUAAUGUUGAUCAUUAUCAUGGGACUCUUUAUUUUGCAGAUAUCACCAAAUUAUACCGGGUCUGUUCCCACUUAG
Messenger RNA from Fraxinus pennsylvanica, 1452 nucleotides. The record is from the annotation of a GenBank genome assembly. NCBI's taxonomy places the organism in Eukaryota, Viridiplantae, Streptophyta, Magnoliopsida, Lamiales, Oleaceae.